Molecule: messenger RNA, 8207 nt
Organism: Mugil cephalus (flathead mullet)
Lineage: Eukaryota; Metazoa; Chordata; Actinopteri; Mugiliformes; Mugilidae
Gene: iqsec2b
Product: IQ motif and Sec7 domain ArfGEF 2b
Exons: 14
Coding region: 1316-5872 (1518 amino acids)
Biological process (GO): regulation of ARF protein signal transduction; actin cytoskeleton organization
Molecular function (GO): protein binding; guanyl-nucleotide exchange factor activity
Source: RefSeq, a predicted model, not a curated record
UCGUCAUUCUCGCUGCCUUCUCGGUGAUGCGCUCCAGAGGGAAAAGCCGCACGAAUCGCUGCAGUUCAGACGCGCAAGAAGCGAAACUGCUCAUUUUCUGCGCCACCUCACGUGAGAGCCGCCUGCGUGGAUUACCGUCCUGGUAGAGCCCGAACUCACACGAGCAGGAGAGGACGCAUCUCCGUCGCUUAAGACCGAAUUCGCAUCAGCGUCGAAAGCGGCCGACGCAAAAGUACAGUUUUUUUUUUUACAGGUUUAACUCAGUCUUUUGAGACUUUAGGACAAGUCCAGAAUACUGCGGAUCUUCCCUUAAGACGCGUUAAGUUUUUACUCCGAGGAUCGGUCUGUAUGCACGCGUGGAGCGGAGGUAAACUGCGCGCUGUUCCUGGAUGAGAAAGCCCAGGGGCGCACACUUGGGGAUCUAACCUGAACGCACGGGAUCCGGGAUGUAGUUUUGCGCGGAGCAGAAGAAGGAGGAUUUGGACUUCAGGAAUGAACUUCGUAAGAAACCUUUGGCCACUUUCUGUGAUUUAAAGACCCGCCGAGCCAUGGGUUGAAGGCGACGAUGGUAGACUGCGGGGACAUUCAACGUGGGAAGGAGCGGAAUUUUCUGUGUUAUGUAAUGAUUGACAACGCCUGAUCAUUAGUAGUAGAUCAUAUCCAGCAUCACCUCCCCCACUACCCCUUCCCCCCUCUAUGUGUAGGAGAAUAAAGAGUGGUUGAUGUCGGUGUGAUUGGGCUUCAGAAGUAUGAGCGGGUCAAAGAUCAGUGGAUAUUUUUUUUUUUUUUUUGAUCAUGCGACCACCAAGGCAAGUGUGAGUUCAUUAUAGAUCAUUUUGAAGCUUCAGUUAGACUAUACUCACGUCUGUCACCCCCUCCCCUCCUAAUCCGAGUCUGUUUUUAAUCAUUUUGUUCUGUAAAUUAUCAUUAAUCAUGACGACCCAAACUCCUGACCCAUCUCAUGCUGAUUUCAAAAUGACUGUGAUUCCAGGAAAUCAGACAAUCAUGAGCUUUUUUCUGAGCGCCGAACUCUCUUCUUUGCUCUGUGACGUUUUCAAAGGCUACUAAGAUGCUAUAAUGCUCAUUUUCGCCCUCACAUUUGGGGACAUGUAGUCACUCAGAAAUUCUGACCCUCUUCAUCUCUGUGACUUCCUGUAUCUGAACAUCAAAAGCCUAUAGUCAAUCUCCGCCAGAGCCUUCGGUGGUCCCUCCCUCCCCCCAACUCAUCAGGGCUGGUGGGGGGGGUGGAUCUCGGCCCCUCGGGGUCGAAACUGUAUCUGGUGGUGGUCUUACCCCAAGGGUAAGGGCUCCCACCAUGGAGACCAGCCCAGAGAGCCCGAACAGGGCAGUGGAGUACCUCCUGGAGCUCAACAACAUCAUCGAGAGCCAGGCCAAGCUCCUGGAGACGCAGCGGCGGCGCAUCGAGGAGCUGGAGGGCCAGCUGGACCGGGUCAGCCAAGAGAACCAGGACCUGAGGCAGGAACGCAGCCCGCGCACCCCUGGACCCGACACCCCGGAGCAGAACCACAACCACAGCCAGCCUCUGUCCCUCCCGCUCCAACACGGCAGUGGAGCUGGGGGCGGCGGCGGCGGCAGCGGCGGGAACGGCACCGCCUCGGCGCCUCAGGUGGCGUCCGGAUCCGCCACAACUCCAGGGCCCAGCAGGGAGAGGAGAAGCCACACCAGGCUGACGCGAGGCCUCUCCUGCAGCUCCUCCACCACAGAGAGGGAUCGGCUAGAGCGCACUGACAGCACAGACACCAACACCAGUGCCACCUUACGCAGAAAUGUGGAAGGGGAGUCCCAGUGUCCAGAGACGGGCACCCACAAGGACAGCUCUUUCAGCCAGUCGCCUUACCUUCGCGGCUCGGAGCACUACAGUGACAGCAGCGCCGCUCCAUCCGGUUCCAGGGGCCCUUCGUGCGUGGCCGCCUCCAGCUCAGCCAGCUUGGCCUGGGCUCUGCGAACGCGCCACCAACCUGCAAGCCUGGCCCUACGCAAGCAAGAGGAAGAGGAGAACAAGAGAUGCAAGGCCCUGUCGGACAGUUAUGAGCUCUCAACAGAUCUGCAGGAUAAGAAGGUGGAGAUGUUGGAGAGGAAGUACGGGGGCUCCUUUGUAAGCCGCAGGGCUGCCAGGACCAUUCAGACGGCCUUCAGACAGUAUCGCAUGAACAAGAACUUUGAGCGUCUCAGGAGCUCCGCGUCAGAGAGCCGCAUGACCCGCCGCAUCAUCCUGUCCAACAUGAGACUGCAGUACUCCUUUGAUGAGCGACAGCCUCAGCAGCAGGCCCAGACACAGACCAACUUCACCCACAGUGUGGCCAUAGGGCCUCCUCACUCCCCUGAUCCAGACCGCCCAGGAGACUACACCCACUUGGAGGACUCCUUCUCCAAACAGGUUAAUAUCGUAGUCAAGUCCUUGGCUGACUCCAUAGACGAUGCCCUUACCUGCCGCGCGGGUCGCGAUGACUCCCAGGAGGGCAGCAGGGAAGGAGGGGGAAUCAGUGAAGACUUUGGGGAGUGCGUGUGGAGCAGCAGCAGCAACCCCUCCUCCCAAAGAGGCCUGGGAGAACGAGGCCGGGGUGCCGGGGGCGGACUCAGUAUGCAUGGCGACAGUACGGCCACCUCGUACAGCGAUGUCACCCUUUAUAUGGAUGAUGGCAUGCCCUCCUCCCCGCUGUCUCUUGACCGGGCACCUAGCAGCACGGAUACAGAGUACUGGGGCCCCGGGGGGGGUGUGGGAGGACGUGAGGACAGCCGGGACACGGAGGGAGGGGGCAGCAGCAACAGUCGUCGCAGCACCCCGUGUACAGAGUGCAGGGACUAUCGUCUCAGGGGCGCACAUCUGCCUCUGCUCACUAUUGAGCCGCCCAGCGACAGCUCGGUGGACAUGAGCGACCGCUCGGACCGCGGCUCUCUGAGCCGACAGCUGGUCUACGAGCAGGAGCCUGGGGUAGGUGCAGGCUCCCCUCAGGGAACCCUCAAACACUCUCCCAGCACGGGCACCCGUCCCUCCUCCACAGCAGCCGCCCAGGGUCAGACCCGGGCUCCCGGAAGACCCAUACCCACGCAUAUCCCACACCAGGUGGCAGCCCACCACCACCACCAUCACCACCCGAUCCACCACCAUCAGUACCCCGACACUCCUUCGUCGUCCUCCUCCCCUCAGCAGCCCCCCACCACCCCUCUGUCGUCGUCCUCCUCUACAGCUCUGCCCCCUGGAGGUCUGGAGCAGCCGUGCUGCUCCGACGGGGACAACGACUCGCUCAACUCCACGACCAACUCCAACGAGACGGUCAACUGCAGCUCAGGCUCCUCGUCUCAGGACAGCCUGCGGGAACCUCUGCCUCCCCUGGGCAAGCAGACGUACCAGAGAGAGAGCCGCCACAGCUGGGACUCUCCGCCCUUCAACAGCGAUGUGGUGCAGAGACGUCAGUAUCGCAUUGGUCUCAAUCUCUUCAACAAGAAGCCAGAGAAAGGGAUCCAGUACCUGAUAGAGAGAGGUUUUGUGUCGGACACUCCUGUUGGGAUCGCUCGCUUCAUCCUGGAACGAAAGGGUCUCAGCAGGCAGAUGAUUGGAGAGUUUCUGGGAAACCGGCAGAAGCAGUUCAACAAAGACGUUUUAGACUGCGUGGUGGAUGAGAUGGACUUCUCAGGAAUGGACCUGGAUGAUGCUCUGAGGAAGUUCCAGGCUCAGAUUAAAGUUCAAGGAGAGGCCCAGAAAGUGGAGAGGCUUAUAGAGGCUUUCAGUCAGAGAUAUUGCGUGUGUAAUCCGACGCUGGUCCGCCAGUUCCAAAACCCCGACACCAUCUUCAUCUUGGCCUUUGCCAUAAUCCUCCUCAACACAGACAUGUACAGUCCCAACGUCAAAGCUGAGAGGAAGAUGAAGCUAGAUGAUUUCAUCAAGAAUUUGAGAGGUGUAGACAAUGGUCAGGAUAUACCCAGGGACCUGCUGGUUGGGAUCUACCAGCGAAUACAAAAAUGGGAGCUACGGACCAAUGAUGACCAUGUCUCCCAAGUGCAGGCAGUUGAAAGAGUCAUUGUGGGCAAGAAGCCUGUGCUAUCUCUUCCGCAUCGUAGGCUGGUGUGUUGCUGCCAGCUCUAUGAGGUGCCUGACCCCAACAGACCACAGAGGACAGGAGUGCACCAGCGAGAGGUCUUUCUCUUUAACGACCUGCUGGUGGUGACCAAAAUCUUCCAGAAGAAGAAAACCUCAGUGACUUAUAGUUUCAGACAAUCUUUCCCUUUGGUAGAGAUGCAAGUGCACAUGUUCCAAAACUCAUACUACCCUCAUGGCAUUCGCCUGACCUCAGCAGUCCUGGGUGGGGAAAGAAAGGUUCUUAUCGUCUUUAUGGCCCCCAGUCAGCAAGACCGCACCCGCUUUGUUAGCGACCUCAGGGAGAGCAUUGCUGAAGUGCAAGAGAUGGAGAAAUACAGGGUAGAGUCGGAGUUAGAGAAACAGAAAGGUGUGAUGCGGCCCAGCUUGCUGAGUGGAGGUGUGGUUGGAGGGGGUGUAGGUGUGAAGAGCGAUGUCGUAAAUGGCACCCUUGGAAGGACGAGUUUUGAUGACACCUGUUCAGUGGGUGAGGGUCUCAAACGCACGGCGCUCAGCUCAUCUCUCAGGGACUUAUCGGAGACAGGGAAACGUGGUCGCAGGAACAGUGUUGGUUCUCUGGACAGUACCAUGGAAGGCUCCAUCAUUAGCAGCCCACAGCCACACCAGCGCUACCCAGUGCCAGGUGUGCUCCCUGGCUGCUACGGAACAGAAGACUUCCGGCCUCACCGCCCCAUCCUGAGCCCCGGAACGGGGGUGGGGGGUGGGCCGGGGCAGCAACAUACCACUGCUGGGACAGGAGUUGGGGGAGUCUCCAGCAGUGUAGAGAGAGCAGGAGCGGGGAGCGGCCCUGGGGGGAGCAGCAACAACAACAGCGGUUCCUUCCUGGGCUCACUAUUCGGCAGCAAACGCGCCAAACCACCAGGGCCCCUUAUACCACCGGGGCCACCAUACCCCGCGCCUGUCCCCCCACCGACUACGGGAGGACCCCCUCCUCACUCCCCUUCAUCUCUAUGCCAGUUGGAGGGGGGGGCUUCCAAGAUACAGGCACUGCACGCACAGUACUGUCACGCGGGCACCGUGCAGCCGCCACCACCUUACUACCAUCACCAUCGCUACCACGUCCAAACUGUCCCUCCGCCUUUGCAAGGGGUGCCCCCUCAUACUAUACAGAGAGGCCCACUACCCUGUCGGCCACCGCUUGGCCCGCCACACGGCCAGCACCCACAGCUGGCCCAUCUCUCCCAGCUCUCACAACAUGGGCUUCCGGGUCGCUACGCCAACAUGGUGGUGGGGUGUCCCCCCCCCCUUUCUCCUCUCUCCCAACUAUCCCAGAACCCACAGUUUGCCCUCUACCACGCACAGCCCACACACUCUGUCAGAGGGGGCGGCGGCCCUGGUACCAAGCCCCCACUAACCUUGUCUCACUCCCACCCGCACCCACACGCACACUCCCAAACCCACCCCGGACACGUGCACACACCACACCCAACCAGCCAUUCUACCCACCAAACACACUUCAUAUUCGGCACGCUGCCCCACAACCUUCCGUCCGCCUCCGUCAAUGCGCAUCACGCAGCCUCCGCCGGCCCGUAUCUGCCCCAGUACCCUCCUCUCUCUUCCAUCCCCCCUCCCCCACCACACUCCCCUUUACCCCCCCCUUCGUCCCCCCUUACCCCUCUUACACCUCUCUCCCCUCACCCCCCCCAGCACCCCGGGCAGCCUCAGCAGGGGCCGCAGGUGACGGGGGCUGGAGCAACAGGUACAGGGGGCAGCUCCAAAUCCAAGCCUAUCAACCGGAUAAGUACCGUGGUGUGAGCAGGAUGUGGGGCUCCAGGGUUCAGAGGUCAGAUAACAGAGUGGAGGAGGUGGGCAGGUCUCGGUCUAGAACCAAGUCUGCCCGGACAGAAAGUAACAGCAGCAGCGCUAGCGACAAGAGGAAACGCAGUUUGCUCCGUCUCUGUUACUUCCACCUCCGCUUCCCACAUAUGUAGGCGGAGACAGCAAAGCACAGCUCGAGUCAGACGGCACGAGCACACAUCCUGGAAACCUGCAGAAACACACAUUUCUGCACACAAUCAAAAAAAAAAGCCUAUAGCCAUAUAAUUUAAGAUGAAACUAAAUUUAUAUAUACAUAUAUAUAUAAAUAGAUAUAGAUAUAUUGCCUCAAUUUUAAUUGUUUGAAGUCUAAUUGAUUUACAUGUACAGUACCAAGAUGUGAUAAUGUGAGAAAACAGAGACCAUAUGUAUCCACCUGCUUACACGGAGAUGUAAAUAAAGACUAAACUACCAAAUACAUUCCAGCGGAGUUUGGCAUUGAAAACAGCAGAAAGUUGCAAAAAAAAAAAAACGCCCCUCGACUUUGCAAUAAUUUUCUUGGCUUCAUGGUGUCUCUGUCAAUUCCUGCAGGUUACGCUUCGCUGUCAGGACAUCUUUUUUUUUCUUUUCUUUUUUUUCACUCACUUCCUGUUGCUUUGUCUUAAACUUCUACAACCAGUGCACGGUUUUCCGGACAGUCAUUUGCUUAAUGGUCUUUUUACAUGUCAACAGGAGUCAGCGGGCUUUAUAAUGCAUUCCUUGUGGGGGUGUAACGGAAUCAGUGAUACAAACAAUCAUAUAUUUUGAAUGUUUCUGAAGCUUCUUGCUGUUUUAUUGGUAGUAUAAUAUACCUGCUAUGAGUAUGAUGAAUAUUGUCCAAUAAUUGUUUUGAUCAGUGAUUAAUUAUAUCAGCAGAUGUUUGUACAUGGUUAUAGAGAGUAUGUGCACAUACAAAUUCCCUCCCGUCUGCCAUAACCACUGGAGGGUUUUCUGACAUGUGACGUGUGAUUUAUUUUCAUAGUACCACGGUUUCCAUUGAGUUCAUCUUUUAAUAAUUAGUAUUAAUGACUGUUGAAAAUAAUGAAGGAUGUUUCGUUCAAAAUGAUUUGAACACUGACUAUAUUCCUCCUUUUUUGUUCUUUAAAUGGGGGUGACUAACAAGACUUGAAUUUGCAGAUUGAAGUUAGUGUUUUAUUUAAUUUUUUUUCUUCUCAGUUUUUUCUUCUCACUCUCUCAGUAUUGCAAAACAUGCUUAAAUGUGGUUAUGGAAAUUAGAAAAAAUCGUAACCAUGCAGGGCCGCUGUGCCCCGCUUCCUCUCACAGUCAGCAGAUUUAGUCAUUGUGCGUUUUCCUUUGUUUUGAAUGAAGCACGCUUUUACAUGAGGUUUUGUGGUUUUGCCCACGUGAUGUCUUAAGUCAAAAAUGGCCUUCUUCUAAUCCUCCCUCUCCUGCCACUUUCAGAAAACUCUUAUUCCUUUAUCUGAUGCCUUGGCAUCUAGCUGAGGGCUCAUUGUUUUACAACACAACAACAUUCAAGAAUGUAAAAUAGCCUACAGGUGCAUAUUGUAUUUCCUGUUCCUUUCUUUUCCCUUCUCCACGGGCCUUGUGUAAGUGUUAAUCCCUUUUGCUACUGCAGUUUUCGAAGCACUGAUGUAGUUUACCUUCAGUGCCACUGAUUGCCAAGGGAAAACUACAUACAUAUUUGGAUUCAGGAGAGAAUGAAUGGGUGAGGAUAAGACGGAAGAAGCUGCUGAAAAAGAUGCUAAAAUUUGAGAUCCAAAUCAUUAAAAUGGGAUUUUAAGAAGGUUCGGAAAGUAGGUCUGGAGAGUCAAGAAUGUCAAAAUGAAUAUUUUAUAAGUAUGCGUUGGCUAUCCUUUUCUUUUUAUGGUGUCCUUUUUGACUCUUCUUGCAUGAAUAUAUCUGCACUUAUUAAAUAGAUUGUACUGUAUAAACCUGAAUGUACAUAUUAUAUUAUACAUAGGCUUCUUAUCAUGAACAUGGGAUGAACAUCUCCCAUUCUGUAUUGAGGUGUGUGCAUGUGAGUGCCACUAAGUAUGUACAUAUAAAAUAAGGACAGGGACAGGACAUGUUGGCAAAAGGAAUAUUGACCUCUUUUUCUUUUCUUAUUAUUUCAGACUGAAGGUGAGAGAAUGAGUUGCCGUGUUAUAAAUUUAAGCCUAAAAAACAGUUUAUAUGUCGGUGCACUUAUUGAUAUUAUUUUAAAGAAAUGAUUUAAUGUUUUUUCUUUGUGUAUGUAUUAUGUGUACUGAAAGAAUAGAGAAUUGAGAUGUGAAUAUUUAUUGCUUCUGAUAAAUUAAAAGUGUCCUUGCAGUGA